AUGUCACCAAGCGUGGGAUUUGUCCUGUUGAUGGCUUCUGUUGUUGGAAGCCUUGCUGUUGUACCGUUGUCUGUACCUUCAGGUGAGGUGGAGGCGCUGAGGCAGGUGUUAGAGGCCUCCUCACAACCCCAGUGUUCCCUCAUUAUCCUCACAGACGGGACCACCUCACACCUCACCCACCACCAGCUGAUGACGGAGAUGGGGAGGAGUGCGGGCGUUGUGGUGUUAGAGGUGGACAGUGAACAGGACCACAACACCACUAAAAUGAUGCUGUCCCACGCCCUCACCCAGGCUCGCACGAUGCGGGUGUUGUCAUGGUGUGUGACAGUGGUGGUGGUGAGCGACUCCCCCUCCUUCCUGGCCACCUUUGCCGCGUCAUCAGACAGUGGCCGCCUGCUGGUGUGGACGACGAAGAUGCUGGUGGUGACCAGAGUGCCUCUCCCUGAGCUGCGUCACCUCCUUCACCACUACUGGGUGUUCUCCAUGAUGAACACCAUGUUCCUCACCCUAGCUGAUGCCUCACAUGACCGAAGAUGUGAGGUGCACGUGUACCUCCCCUAUAGUACAGGUGGGCCCCAGGUGGUGGGUGUGGCUUCCUGGACCCCUGGCCGUGGUCUCAGUCUCAACACACACUGCACACUCUUCCCAGACAAGUAUAAAAACUUACACGGCGCCAAUCUUAACAUGACGGUGUUCCCCUUCUCGCCGUACUGGAUGGAGGUGGAGCAGCAAGGCCCGGAAGGUGUCACAACCUCUCGACGGACCGGCCGAGACUACCUCAUCCUGGAGACCAUCGCUGGCGCCCUCAACUUCUCCAUCAACGUCCUUCCUUAUGGUGAUUGGGAUGAGGUGAUGAGACGCCUGGAGGAGCGAGUGGCCUUCGUGUCACCCAUCAAGCUGGCCAUCAUGCCACACCUUCAGGAGAUCUACGACUUCACCUUCGUGAUUGAGCCAGCCACCCUCGGGUUCAGCAUGGCCAAACCCACCCUUAAGCCUCGUUGGCAGAGCCUGUACUACCCUCUGAGUGGUGAAGUGUGGGUGUCCAUCCUGGCCGUCCUGCUGCUGGUUCCUGCCGUCCUCCUCAUGAUAAACUACGCCAGCGAGGGGAAUGAAGCAGGACACAGACUGAAGGUGUGGACGGUGGUGCAAGAAGUCUUCGGGACGUUGCUGGGACAAACCUUCUCUAAAGGUCUCCCCAGCAAGAGCUCGACGAGGGUGCUGAUGGCGACGUGGCUGGUGUUCUCCUUCAUCGUCGGCAUUGCCUAUCGUGGUAACCUGACAGCCUUCCUCACCGUGCCCAAGUACCCCACCAGAGCUGAGAACCUGGAGCAGCUCAUUACUGUAGGAGCCACGUAG
This is a messenger RNA of Homarus americanus (American lobster), 1356 nucleotides long. RefSeq names its product ionotropic receptor 93a-like. Bases 1 to 1356 code for a protein of 451 amino acids. The transcript has 8 exons. The record is from RefSeq and is a predicted model, not a curated record. NCBI's taxonomy places the organism in Eukaryota, Metazoa, Arthropoda, Malacostraca, Decapoda, Nephropidae. Gene Ontology annotation, molecular function: ligand-gated monoatomic ion channel activity. Gene Ontology annotation, cellular component: membrane.